UGCUAAUGAUGAAUACUUUAAAAGGUAAUCCUGCUUUAAUUGAAAAUUCACUACUCUUCCUCCCUAAAUCAUAUUCGUAUCUCUCUUUAAUUCAACUAUUCGAUAUUCAUACUUUUCGACAACAAAGUCCUUUAUUCUCACUUUUAUUCGGCAAAGCUUAUCACCAACAUUCCUUAUUAGCUAAAUACAGACAGGAGGACGCAUUGCUAAAACUCAUCAGAAACAGAUCAAGUCCACAAUGCCAAUUCUUAUACACAAUGACCAAAAGCUGAGUACAAACACGAUCACUGAAGCAGAAGCAACCAUGACCACCCGGCUAUUGCAACCCUCAGCUAUGGCAGAGAAUAGGAUUCAACCUCGUGCUUAUUCUAGUAUAACCUCAUCCAGGCCAUCCUCUUUAUUACAACCGCAGGAGAGAAGCACAGAACGAGAAGAAUCCAUCAUCGCAACAACAAGAGCAGCAAGGCCUGAAAAAGUCCUAUCUGUCUGGUAUUGGACAAGUAAAUCGUAUUUCUGGUCAUUGACAGCUUUGAUUACGUUAUUGCUGGUUUUUACAGCCUUGGAAUAUCUCUUACUAAAGUACAAUAUACCACCUUUGAGUCCUGAAGAAAGAAAAGAACUUAAAUUUCCAACAAAUCUGGAAGAUCUUCGAAAAUUGAAUGCCAUUCUAUUUGUUUACAUGGAUAAGAACUACUUUAAUGUCUACAGUACUUUUGUCAUUACAUAUAUAUACCUUCAAAGUUUUUCUAUACCUGGCUCCAUGUGGCUUUCCAUUCUCGGAGGAACGCUAUUCAACUUUUGGCUUACGUUAAUCACAGUAUCUAUGUGUUCCGCUAUAGGCGCUGGCUUUGCCUAUCUCAUUUCUGGCAGUCUAGGUUCCAUAGCUGUUAUUCAUUUAUUAGGUGAUCGGCUUAAAAGAUGGAAAAAGGAACUUUUGCAUCAUCGGCAGCAUAUGCUCAACUACAUGAUUGUGCUGCGAAUUUCACCCUUUCCACCCAACUGGACAGUUAAUUUGGGCUCACCUCACUUAGACGUGCCUUUUAAAGCUUUCUUUUGGGGCACCUUUCUAGGUGUGGCUCCACCGUCCUUUAUUCAUGUGCAAGCAGGUGCUGCCUUGGAGAGACUAUCGGCUUCUGACAAAUUGCAGCUGUUGACGCCCAUCAAUGUACUCUGUUUACUCGCAGUAGCCAUUGCUGCCUUGGUACCUGUGUUUGUCAAAAGAAAAUUUGAUCGACAGCAACAGCAACAGAGCAGUGUCAACGCUCCUAACACCACUGCUGCUGCUACUACUACUUCUUCUACAGCGACUUCUGUCAGUGCGAUCGUCUGAGUCGAUUUAAAAUAUACCCUUUAUCGUUAGAGCCUUCACACUCUCAUCCACUUCUCAUAUCCAAAUCACAAACGUUCUAUUCCGUCCCUUCUAUAUCCCAUUUUUCUAUAUACUCGCAUUCGCCUUUGUAAUAUUUGAUAUAUUACUGUAUAACUUUUCCAUUUCAAAUUAUUCAUGCUUUUGAUUCUAUUUAUUUCUUAUCUGACAGCACUAGAAUUUCUGCACCCAUCUUUGAAUGUUACAGGUUCAAACUUAUUGUCAACGCCAUUUGCUUCGCCAACCUGUUUUUUUCCACAAUAAUAAACAUUUUUCUCAGACAACGUUCUUUUCAAAAAUGGGA
Messenger RNA from Mycotypha africana, 1670 nucleotides. RefSeq names its product snare associated Golgi protein-domain-containing protein. Lineage: Eukaryota; Fungi; Mucoromycota; Mucoromycetes; Mucorales; Mycotyphaceae. The transcript is spliced from 4 exons. Gene Ontology annotation, cellular component: endoplasmic reticulum membrane. The record is from RefSeq and is a predicted model, not a curated record. The coding region runs from base 239 to 1330 and encodes 363 amino acids.